Plasmodium cynomolgi strain B is the source of this 2223-nucleotide messenger RNA. RefSeq lists its product as hypothetical. Gene Ontology annotation, cellular component: signal recognition particle, endoplasmic reticulum targeting. The record is from RefSeq and is a predicted model, not a curated record. Gene Ontology annotation, biological process: SRP-dependent cotranslational protein targeting to membrane. Bases 1 to 2223 code for a protein of 740 amino acids. Gene Ontology annotation, molecular function: signal recognition particle binding; 7S RNA binding; endoplasmic reticulum signal sequence receptor activity. The transcript is spliced from 2 exons. Lineage: Eukaryota; Apicomplexa; Aconoidasida; Haemosporida; Plasmodiidae.
AUGGCGGAUGGCAACACAGCGGAUAGCUGCGGGGGUGCGGUGAACGGAGAAGAAGGGGAGCUUGGGAAGAGCCCACCCAAUGCGAAGCAACCGAAGAAUGGAACAGCUGUGGAAAAGUCGGACAUGGGAUGCAAAGCCUCAUUUGAUAUAUUUUCGUACCUACAUAAGGUGUAUGCAAAGUAUGGACUAUACGAAGAAGACAUGGAUAGGUUCCUCCUUUACGUGAAGAGAAGGAGAGCCAAAUUAAAAGGGAAGGUAUUAUAUAAAAUGAAAAGAGUGGGAAAUAAAUAUAUAACGAGAUUGUACGAAACGGAUAAUGUGGAUGAAAAAUUUCUUGAGUUGUUGGUACUUGAUGUAGAGGCAUGUCGAUGUAGGUACAUAAAAAUAAAAACGGAUGUGAAUAAUUUAAAAAUACCUUACAGAUCGACUUAUUGUUAUUUGAGGAGAUUGAAGAGAGCUAUGGAUAAAGUGAUAUUUAUGAACCACUCCGUUGGAUCCACUGUGGAUAAGAACACCGAGUUGCAGAUUAAGUGCUACAGUGCGUAUGUACAAGCAGCGUACCUGUUGGAAGGGAAGAAAUUUGAGGAGGGCGUAUCAAAGGUAGGGGAGUUCACCAAGCUGGUGAAGCUGGUCAAAAGGGCCAUGCUGAAUGAGAUCGUGGAGGGGGAGCGCUCAAUUGGGGAGGGAAAAAAAGAUGACGGAGAAGACGGCGGUGGUGUUGGUGGCAGUGACGAUGGCAGUGGCGGUGGCAGCGGUGGCGGUGGCCGUGGCCGCGGAGGAGAAGCGGAGGGAGGGGGGUCACCCGAAGAACGCAGACCCAGCCGAGCCAGCCAACACACCCAAAACGACCUCACGGAAAACACCCUCAUGAACAGCAAAGGCAACCUACUCAUAGAAGCGGAAAGACGAAUCGACGAGACGUUCGAUUACUUCCUCUCCGUCAUUCACUCAUUUGAACGCAUUUGCUUAUACAAUUUGAAGAAAAAUAAAUUAAGCAACUUUGAUGAAAAGUUACAGGAUGAAGAAUUACAACUAGGAGAGAAGAAAAAAAAAUCAUCCAUCACAGAAAUGACAGACAUGAGUAAGGACAAAUCGACGUAUAGAAAACUUGAAAUUUUUAUGAGUGAAAAUACAGUACAGAUAAAAAUUGAACAUAGUACUUAUGAACUGAAGGGGAGUGGAGACUCCAAUCAGGGAGACUACUCCAGUUUGCUUAAAAUAAAGAAUGCGUUGGAUAAUGUGAAGAAUGUAAUCCCGAUGGAAGAAAUAAAAAAUCUGUCAGAAGAUACCAAUUUGAGAGAAGUCAUGUCGUGUGUGAAUAAAAAAGAUUUUCCACUUUUUCAAUUUUUAAAUUCAUAUGAAGCCAAUUUUAUUGUGCAUAAUUAUGGACAGGCAUUUGCAAAAUAUUAUGAAUGCUUAACAAUAAUUCACGAACAGUUAAUCAAAUCAACGGGGGGGAAUAAAAAGGCAUCAUCUGUGAGUGGUACUCAACAGAGUGGGGGAAGCCAUCUAAAUGAAGAUGAAAAAAUGAUGGAGAAGAUUUGGAACCACAUAGAACAGUACCUCUCUUGUGAAAAGUUAUGUGCAGAUACGGAACGCACUCUCCUUGUACUGAUGAAAUUUUUAUUUUCCAUAUACUCAGCUAGCCAUUUGAAAAACUUUUCCCUUGGAAAUAAAAAAAAUUUUGGAGAUAUUAUCGAAGAAAUGCCCCUUGUUCACACAGGAAUUCGAUACGCUGAUAUCUUAAAGCAGAAUAUCGAUGAAUUGAACAAAUUAAAACAUAAUGACGAAAUUUUUAUUAACAUUUUACAAAUAAUUAAAAAUGUCAAAUCUUUUUGUCUCGCUUGUCAUUACGCAUUGGCUGGGAAAAAUGCAGAGGCACAUGUACUCUUCGAUUUAGUUAAAACGAGAAAUUAUGUAUACACAAAACUGCAACAAAUUCAAAUGGUCCAAAAUGAAGCUUUAUUACGAAUUACAAUUCUCUUUAACCGACUACAGGACCUCAUUUCGUUGGUGAAAACCAAAUGCGUACCAUCUAAUCAGAAAUUAUUUUCUGUGGAUAAUUCCUUUUUUGAACAGAAAAUGAUUCAAAUGUGCAUGGAUCCCCUGCGUAUUGACAUGAUGCAGUUGUGUCGCGACUCCGUUUUGCUCAAUCCGGAUGCACACAAGGAGGAGGAAAAGUCCUCCGGGAUUAGGGGCCUGCUUCGCUCCUUCUGGAAAUAG